Molecule: messenger RNA, 1924 nt
Organism: Gasterosteus aculeatus aculeatus (three-spined stickleback)
Lineage: Eukaryota; Metazoa; Chordata; Actinopteri; Perciformes; Gasterosteidae
Gene: gsx2
Product: GS homeobox 2
Biological process (GO): regulation of DNA-templated transcription
Cellular component (GO): nucleus
Molecular function (GO): sequence-specific double-stranded DNA binding; DNA-binding transcription factor activity, RNA polymerase II-specific
Source: RefSeq, a predicted model, not a curated record
AUAGCUGCCUGUUUACCCGGCGCACAGAGCGGCCAUUAUAAACACUUUCUAAUUGAAUCCUGAUCGGGAUCGAAUGACCGGCGGCUCAUAAUUCUUUAAUUGCCACGAGCGAGACCUGCAGGUCUGCAGGUCCGUGGACCAAUCGGAUCCAGAGGACGAGCGGGCAAUUAGUGCGUGUGCGGACGCGUGCACAGUUCCUUAAAAUCUCAGUGGAAAUGCACCGCAUCAAUUAGAAUUUGCUUUGGGUUUAAGAAUAAACACAUUUUUAUUGACGGACAAAAUUGGAAAAAUAAAAGUUAUGAGCUUCCGAGUUUCUGUUUCUGUUGAUGCCAAAGAUGUAAGUCCUUCAGUGUGAGCAGCAUUAGAUGUAUUUAUAAAUAUCGUGUGAAUACCAAGAUAAACCUCACGAACAAAUAUGUGUGUUUUUAAAGCUGUUUGUGACGUGAUUUCAUGAAGUUGUUGUUUCCGCCGAAUAAACGCAGAACUUUCACAUAGUCCAUGAGAACAUCCACAGAUAUGUUGCAUCUGUCUGGUCAUAUUAUCCUAAUGCGCGACCCUUUCUGAAAUUCGGUAAUAAAAAAAAAGAGGAAGAAUGUGGAAGUUGUGAUUGGAGGCCCGGGGAGACGUCACGUGGUUCGGGGUCGCUGACAGCGUAAACCCCUUCGGAGCCGGGUGCGCACGUGGGUGACGCUGCAGGGCCAACCCUCUUCUGGGUCCCUUUUGUUGAACCAUCAAACAUAAGCACCUUUGGAGAUCCCGAGGGGGUUCAGAUGAGAAACGGCCAUCAUCUUGAGAGAUCACUUAUCAGCAGCGCAAACAUGUCGAGGUCUUUUUACGUCGAUUCUUUAAUAAUCAAGGACGCGGUUCGACCGGUGGAGCAUCCGGGACAGGACUUCCUCAUCCCCAUCAGCAUGCACUCUCCCAGCGUCAUGACGGUCACCGCUCCGGUGUGCCCGUCCAGGAAGACGGGGACCUUCUGCGUGUGCCCGCUGUGCGUCACGUCCCACCUCCACUCUUCCCGCGGCGGCAUUCCCAUGCUGAAGAGCCAAUUCGCGGGCGCGGAGGCGCAGUACUGCCACAGGAUCGCGCACCAGCAGUCCGCUGCGCUGGCGCACCCGGCACACACACCUGUCUGCACGCCCACGUUCGGCGUCACGGACCCGAGGAGAUACCACUGCCUUUCCAUUGGUGCCUCCGACAGCAGCCACAUGCAGAACGGCAAAAGGAUGCGCACGGCGUUCACGAGCACGCAACUCCUUGAACUUGAGAGGGAGUUUUCCACGAACAUGUAUCUCUCCCGACUGAGGAGAAUCGAAAUCGCCACGUACUUGAGCCUCUCGGAGAAGCAGGUGAAGAUCUGGUUUCAGAACCGCAGGGUGAAGCACAAGAAGGAGGGCAAAGCCACCCAGAGGAGCGUGCACAGCAGCGGCUGCAAGUGCGCGAGCGGCCUCACGGACUACUCGAGGUCGGAGGACGAGGAGUCUCUGUCCCCGGCCUCUGCGUCGGAGGAGAAGGAGGUGUCCCCCAUCUGAGCGCGGCCAGACCCCCGCUGCUGCCCGGCACUUUCACGGCCAUUAGGCCGCCUCUGGGGCCAGAAGAAGAAGAAGAAAAUAAUAACCUGCAUGAAAUAUGGAGUGUUCAAAAUAUUCGUUUCAUGUUUAUUCUGCUUCUGAAUUCUAAAAAAGGAAAAAAAAAUGUGAAUACGUGUUUUAACGCUGUGGUGAAAUAUGGGGAAGUAUGACCCAAUGUGCGCUGUAACGGUGACGUGUUUUGACCCCUUUCCGGGCUCUCACCUACAAACCCGGGUCUAACCCGAGUCAAACCCCACUAAGUGUUGAAGUCCGAUGAAAGCCCGUAUAGACCAAGCAUUUGUAAACUAUGUAAAAUGUGUAUUUAUUGUAAUAAACAUGACGAGUUGACCUGA